This is a messenger RNA of Scatophagus argus, 7516 nucleotides long. RefSeq names its product ring finger and CCCH-type domains 1b (gene rc3h1b). The record is from RefSeq and is a predicted model, not a curated record. NCBI's taxonomy places the organism in Eukaryota, Metazoa, Chordata, Actinopteri, Scatophagidae. Gene Ontology annotation, molecular function: metal ion binding. The transcript is spliced from 20 exons. The coding region runs from base 341 to 3751 and encodes 1136 amino acids.
UCCCCAGCUAGCUCUAACCGGCUAGCGAGUCUGUUGUCGAGUUGACACCCUCCCCAAACCUCGGCAGCAGCUAAGCUGCUCAGUCGACAUGGCAAGAAAAUAUCGCAGCAAUUUCCUAAAGAAAGAUGAAAAUCUUCCAAGUCUUUUGGAAUGAUAUUCAUCACGCGAUGUGAUCCAAAAUCCACAAUGUGUGAGAACAUUUAAGAACGAUUGAGUUCGGAAGAAAAUUUCUUGAUUCCAGUGGAAUCUUCCAUAUAUAUAUAUAUAUUAUUUGAUAUUUUUUCUUUGUGUUAAAGCUUACAUACAUUUAUACACACACUUGUCCCAUCAACAUAUAACCAUGCCUGUGCAAGCACCACAAUGGACAGAGUUCCUGCUGUGCCCAAUCUGCACACAGACAUUUGAGGAGACUGUUCGUCGGCCCAUCAGCUUGGGCUGUGGACAUACUGUCUGCAAGAUGUGCCUGAACAAGUUGCACCGUAAGGCCUGUCCCUUUGACCAGACGGCCAUCAGCACGGACAUCGAGCAGCUACCUGUCAACACAGCCCUGUUGCAACUUGUGGGCGGCCAGGUUCCAAAGGCUCAGCCAGUUGCCUUGAUUACCAGUCCAGAGGACUCACAGCAUUAUGAGGAGGCCAGACAGUGUGUGGAGGAGCUGGCCCUCUACCUCAAGCCUCUCAGCAACACCCGAGGGGUGGGUCUGAGCAGCACAGCCCAGAGCAUCCUGAGUCGACCCAUGCAGAGGAAACUGGUAACUCUGGUCCACUGCCAGCUGGUGGAGGAGGAGGGUCGCGUUAGAGCCAUGAGAGCUGCCCGCUCUCUGGGUGAGCGAACUGUCACAGAACUCAUCUUACAGCAUCAGAACCCACAGCAACUCUCCUCCAAUCUGUGGGCCGCUGUCCGUGCACGAGGAUGUCAGUUUCUCGGCCCAGCCAUGCAGGAGGAAGCUCUAAAGUUGGUCCUCCUUGCUCUAGAGGAUGGCUCUGCUCUCUCCAGAAAGGUGUUGGUUCUCUUUGUAGUCCAGAGGCUUGAGCCACGGUUCCCACAGGCCUCUAAGACAAGCAUAGGCCAUGUGGUGCAACUCCUUUACAGGGCCUCCUGCUUCAAGGUGACCAAACGUGAUGAAGACUCAUCCCUGAUGCAGUUGAAAGAGGAGUUUCGUACUUACGAGGCUCUGCGGCGCGAGCAUGACUCCCAGAUAGUUCAGAUUGCCAUGGAGGGUGGGCUGCGCAUUGCACCUGACCAGUGGUCUUCUCUGUUAUACGGAGAUCAGUCUCACAAGUCCCACAUGCAGUCUAUCAUAGAUAAGCUGCAGACUCCUGCAUCGUUUGCUCAGAGUGUACAGGAGCUGACGAUUGCGCUGCAGAGGACCGGAGAUCCAGCCAACCUUAACAGGCUGCGGCCCCACCUGGAACUACUGGCCAACAUUGAUCCCAGUCCUGAUGCCCCCCCUCCCACAUGGGAACAGCUUGAGAAGGGGUUGGUUGCAGUGAAAACAGUGGUGCAUGGCCUUGUGGACUUCAUCCAGAACCACAGCAAGAAAGGAGCUGACCCUCAACAGCCUCCUCAACACAGCAAAUACAAGACUUACAUGUGUCGUGACAUGAAGCAGAAGGGAGGCUGUCCACGUGGAGCCAGCUGCACCUUUGCUCACUCUCAGGAAGAACUGGAGAAGUAUCGUAAGAUGAACAAGCGCCUGGCGGCUCGUAUCUCUGGCUCGGGAGGGCUCAUGCCAGAUGAUGGCCUUUCUCUUGAUGUAGCAGUGACCCGGAAGCCUUCACCCCUCACCAAUGGCAGUGGAGCACCCUCUUUGCCCCAGCUCAUUGCCCGUGGCACCGAUACAGUCCCGUAUGAACUGUUGCGUAAACCCAUGAAGAUGGAUGGAGGGAGUCCCAGUGCCCCAGGAUCACCACCUGAUGUCCUGGACCCUGUGGCCAAACCCGGUAUGCCUCUACCACCUCAUGCUAUGGCCCACCCAAGGAUGCCAGCGGACCACCUCUCUGGGGUGAAGCACAUGCCUGUGGUAGCCAGAGGUUCGCCAGUGUACCCUCAGCCACAGCUUCCUGAAAUGUGUUAUGAUACUCGCCUACCGCCUUCGGCUUCUCAGUAUGAGCCCCCGCAGUACUCCACAGGGUACCCCUACCAACAGCCGCCACAGUAUGUUCCUCGGGAUUACAUGCGUAAUCCUCCUCCACCCAGUGAGUCAGGACCCCCUUACCAGGACCCCUACUCUGGCUAUGGCCCUCCAGAGCGCCCCUACCAGGCUCCUCACUCUGGUCCACCCUUCUCCUACCCACACCCUACACACCAUGACCGAGGUCGCCCUGGGACCUAUGCUGGCCCACCACCCCCUCCACAGCCUUACCCAUCACAGAGGGAUGGCCUGGUCAGAAUGAGCCCUGCCCCUCUAGAUGUUCCCCCACCAUCAGCAGGGCAGGCUAACUCACUUUACCACCCAGAGCCGAGUGCUCGCGAUAGAUACCCUCCAGAUGGCUACUAUCCACCGGGUGCCCAACCUCCACCCAUGAGGGCUUAUGUCAGGGGACCAUCAUAUAGUGGUUCGCAGCCUAGCCUGGACUACUUGCACCGGCGCCGGCAGGAGCUGUUAUCCCAGCUGGAGGAAAGGAAAGUCAUCUCCCCACCACCAUUUGCUGCCUCCCCCACUCUGUCUCAUCCCUUCCCCAGCGACUACCCCCCAGAGUAUGGUGAUGAGAGCUCCAAAGCCAUUAUGAAAUGCAGAGAGUCUGACUACGCAGGACAAUACUCUCCCUGGUCUUGUGAAACCAUUGGCUCCUACAUUGGCACAAAGGAUGCCAAACCCAAAGAUGUUAUGGUUCCUGGUGCCAUGGAAAUGAUGAAUGCGGAAGCUAAGGAUCUGAGGGAACCAUCACUGGAGGCUCCUCGAAGGGGAACAGAAGUCAAGGACGAUGACCCUAUUAUCCCUUUUGGCCCCCAGCCCACUGUGUCACGCUUCGGAGCCAUCUCCCGCACCUCAAAGACAGGCUAUCAGACCACUGGCCCUGUGCAAGCUAUGGCCUCCACUCCCCAGAACCCAAACUCCAAACAUAUGGCCAUGCCAGCAGAGUACACAUAUGGAAGCCAUGUAGGAUGGGGUGGAACCUCAUACCCCUCCCACCAGGCUGCCUCCUCCUCUCAGGGACACUUCAGUGAGCGCCUGCCUAUGGCAGCCCCCGACAGAGAACAGUUGAAGAUUGAGCUGCAGCAGGUCAACCACCAGAUCAACCAGCAGACCCAGAUGCGAAGCAUGGAGGCUGCCAGUAACUCUUUGCUGCUACAGAGGGAAGCCAGUGCUUUGGCAGGACAGCCUGUGCAGCCUGGUCAGAGCAAGGCGGCAGCAGCCCAGCAGCAGCAACAGCCCAAGUGGCCAGCAGGGGGAGCAAGUACUGCAGCUGUCUCCAGUGAGCAGCUAAGCUUGGAGCUCCACCAAGUGGAGAGAGAGAUUGGCAAGAGGACCCGAGAGAUGGCUUUGGAAAACCAAGUAGCCCAUGAUGUACAGCAGUACAAGUUGAAACCUGCAGAGAAUGGACAACCAGAACACAAGACUCAGCUGGAAGAAAUCUCCCUGGCUCUUGGUGAGGUGUCAAACGGAUCCAGCAGUAUGCAAGAAAGUGCAGUGGGCGGGUCCAUGCUGUCACUGACCAAUAAGACGUCUGCGUUGAGCCUGUGCUCUGAUCCAGGCGCCGCUGGUUCAGAGAUGCAGAAGAAUGGGGUUGUCCAUUCUUGCUCUUAGGCAGUACACACUUACACACAUACAUACACGCAUACACUCAAGAUGCUCAGUUGAAAAGCAUGCACAGGCACACAUACACCCAUUCUAUUUAGAAGAUGAGCAGUAUCUGCCGUGAUAUGAAUUUUCUUUCUUUUUGUUCUGUGAAUGAGCUUUUUUUAAUGACUUUCCUUGCCUGGAAACCAGGGCAUAUGAUAACAUUUCUCAUGUGUGUUAAUUUUUUUUUUUUUUUUUUUUUUUUUUGUACAUGGAUUAUAGAUUAACAAGGCUCACAAUAGAGAUCUCAAGAAGAAGAGAAAAUGGUGGUGAUGUUGACAGUGGUAUUAUAAUUUCAUUCAUUAAUCAUAGGCCUGUAGAAACAUAGUCAAGUAUUUGAUUGGUCCGCCCCAUUUAGUUUUUUUUUGUGAGCGGGGUACAAGUUGAUGAACGGUUAGAUACAGAGUAGCAGAUUAAUAAGCACUAUCUUGUCACAUGCAGUCUCUUGUUGUAAUCUGAUGAUCUAUAAAAGGUAUUGUAGGAAACAGCACAAGUGUGGCGCUUGGCAUUCACCCCCAGAAUCGUAAAAAUGAAAAGAAAAAAAAAAGUGGUCGCCCAGAUUUAGAUGGUCUGAGGAGGGAAAAGCAUUACAGUAUUCCACCAGUAUUCAGCUGAAAUGGAGAUGCAAGGUGUUUUAGAAAUCACUUUUGCACCACCUGCGUGUCCUCACUUGCCAUGAGAAGUAUGAUUUUUAUUAGUGCAUUUUAUGAACACAUCAUAUGUCUGUUUCAUACUUGAAAAGCAGUUUGUUAUAUAUUUAAUUGAAGCAUUCUGUUUUAAAGAUUGCAACAGGUCUUUUUGAUAAUGAACUUUCCACAUGUUUUCUAUAAGGGAAUCUACUGUGUGCUUCUCUGGGUUGUGGUGUGACCUGAUGUGGUUCCGUCACAACGCCUUUUCGCCUGUGCUUCGCGGGGCUGCGUUCAGUCCUAGCCGAUCAUGUUAUGAAGUUCUUCGCGGCACGCUCAGAAAUAGUUUUCGGGGGGUUUCUUUGUUUGGUUUGGGUGAAUACACAUGAUGUGUCUGAGAGAGAGUACAACUUUCUGCCUCAGGAGUCAGGUGAAUGAGUACAAACUUGACUGUAUAAUUUCAGGGUAAGUAAGGAUUUCCCUCCUCAGAGCUUCUCAUCUGGCCACUGAAAGGUCUCCCCAUUGGGAUUAUCUUGUCAUUUGCUCUCCUAACUUCUAUGAAGUUGCCUUCCCUUGUUUUGUUUUUUUGUUUGUUUUAUUUUUCAUGCUUUGUGUUGUUACGAUUUGGGGGUGUGGCUCAUCUAGUGAAAGCUUUAUAGAGCUCAUUUGAUCGUGUGUUCUCCUGCGUUAUAAAAUGUUGAAUUCCAAGCAAAACCCAUCUUCAUUAUUUUUACUCUCAGGAAGGAAGCUGUAGUAGCAUUUUUAGCUACACACUACUUCUUGAAUCAUUUUCACAGCUGAGGAUAUUAUAUCGGUUACUGAGGGGUAAACACAACAUAAACAGCUGUCCACAAGUUGCAGAUUAUUAUUUACGAGUAGUACAGUAUUCUGUUCACUCUUCACACCUUGAUGUCAUCAUCACCACCAUUGUUACUGUUAUUGCUCUUUCUCCAUCAUGUGAAUUGUUUACCACUGAUGCUCAACACAGAGCUCUUUGCCUUUCGUAAACAAUUAGCACGACGGGUUUCAGUUUUACGGCUCUGCUGAGAGCGAGUGAGUCCUUGCGUUUGAACGGUUGAAGGAUAGAGGGGGAUGCUCUGGGUCGUGUCAUUUUAGUUUAACGCUGAGCCUUCGUUUUGGUCGGACGAGGGGCACUGAGAAACUGACAGAGUUUGACAACUCCCUGAUAACUGAUAAGUCAAGUAAAAGGCACAAAUGUUUUUGUGUCUACUUCCUCAUCUGGGUUGUUUGAUGAGCAUCUCUUCCAAUUUGUCAGCGCCAUGAUAGUGGAUGUGAUUGUUUUUUGUUGGGGUUUUUUUUUUUUUUCCAAAUUUUCCUACCACACUUCAAGCCUGUGGCUGCCUCUCGCUACAUUUAUUAUUUAGGUACACAAUUCACUUAUACAUAUAAGUAUGUAUACAUACAUUAAUAUACUAAAGCACUAUUACUGUGCCACCUCUUAUUUUACUCGCUCAGCAUUUAUAUUAAAUGAUCUCUACUUAGAAUCAGCAUUUUUUUUUCUUUUUUUUUUUUUCUUUUUUUUUUUGGAUUUGUUCUAUGUCCACUGGUUGCCAACACAGACUUUAUCCUUUCCCAGACGAAGGACUUCUGUGCGCAUUGAUGUGUGUUCACUUAAUCUUUUGUGUUCAAACAAAGAUGUUCUUUCUAGACUAUGCUUCCGAAGAAGACGAAAAUCUGUAACUUUGGAAAAUUUAUGGAGACGUUUUGUGUGUGCUAGAUUGUAUUGUAGAAAAUGUACCCUAAUUUUUUUUUUUUCUCAAAGUGUGCUGUACUGGGUGAUAGUGUUGCGGUUUUAGAGAAUUCUUGGGGUCCCUCCCCCCACCCCUGAACCACAAGAGGAUAUUCAGGAAGUCUCUGUUGAAAGGUUUUCCUUAAAUCCUCUUGUAAUGCUCCUUUAUGUUGUCUGCUUCAGGAGCAUGAGGUGAUCUAAACAAAAAAAGUAAUUAACACUGAAUUGGAAAGACUUUGAGUCACACAUAUUGACUCCAGUAGAUUCUCCUCCCUGUUUUUGAAAAUGUCAUACAAAACUGCGAUAAUGCAAAUCUCAAGAUUUGAAGCAACAUCUGUAUUUUUAUUAUUUUUUUUAUGGAAUCGUUAUUUACCUAAAAGGGUUAUUUUUUUUUUCUUUCUCUUGUUUUUGUUUCUGCAAUAGCUGAGUGAAUUUACUGACCUGCAAGUCUUACAGUCUUUAAUGCAUCACCUGACCUGAUGUGUAGUCAACAGCUAUAAGAGUAUCUGAGUGACAUUCACACAGUAGUUUUGUUCCUCUUUGACAGCUGCUUACAAGAAGUUGGCCUGCCUGCUUAAUUCUGUGGUAAUAAUUCCAUGAAUUGGCAACAUUUAAUGACGUUAAUUCAGUCUGUUGUUUCUCAAUUUCUCUUGAGUGCAAGGCAAGCAAAACUGUCACAGUGCUGAUUCUACCUGAUAAGUCCCUGCAGGUGUGAAUGAGCCUAAAAUGCCUUUAGCUUAGCAGAUCUGAUAUACAGUGACGUAUGGGGUGGUUUACUAUAUAGUAAAUAGCAAAAGAUGUUCAUUUCAAUCUCCUGUGUGUUUUUGUUUCUGAGUGGAACUGCUGCCUCUGCCCCUCAUAUACACAACCAGUUAAUCCCCCCCCCCCCAGCGCCCACAUUUGACCACUGAACUCUGUUACUGCUGUUUGAGGCUCACGUUUUAUUCCCUGACUUUUUGGGGAAAUUCGCAAAUGGCUAUUUUAUAUGAUUACUCCCUUGUAAAAUAUCUCUUAAAUUAAGGUACAGGUUUGAUUUCAGCAAGAAAAAAGAAGUUUUUAUAUGUAUAUUAUACUCCAUUAAGGAAUGUCUAGAAUUAUCUUCCUCCAAUGUGGAUGUAGCCAUUAUUACGCCAUUUUAUGACUUUGUAAGAGAAUUCACUGUGUGAAAAUUGGUUUGCAUUUUUGUAUAAUACAAUCUGCUUUUUUUUCGUUUGAUACGAGAGGGAGGUCAAACUGGAAGUUUGAAGAGAGGAAAAAAAAAAUGAACCUGUGAAAUUGAGAAAACAAAGUGUAACUUAUGUACAACAGUGAUUUUAAGAUGAGGGGGAAAGAUUAAAUGAUAUUGCUAACUCAGAA